GUCAUAUGACCUAUUAAAGGUCCCGUCAGUCGUCCGUUUCUUCAGUCGAUGUCGGGUUUGCUGCUCUGCAUUUCAAAUAUGGUUUUGUCUGCCUAGGAAUCCCCCCUUUAUAUUUUAAUAUUUUCUUUUUUUUUUUUUUCAAAUUGUGUAUACAUUUUUUUUUUGGGGGGGUAGACAGUAAAGAGACACUUGCACGUUCUUGUUCGGAAUUAUCAGUUUUCUUUUAAAAGGAUGUCUGCACUUACAUACAGAAUUACCAGACUGAGCUCAAGGAAGCAGAAGAGGACCAGUCGGACUGUUAAAGCGCAGACUUCUUCGAAACGCAAAAGCUGUUCGGGAAACCUUCACCCAGGUGAACAGCGGACAAGUUUAUCACAUGAGUUAUCACACAGCAAUGCAAAUCAGAAACAUGUCAUUCGAUAUCACUUACGGCGACGAGAAGUUGCGGAAAUUACAGUUCCAUCGCUGGCCACGCCCCCUGUUCCGACCAAAAGAAGGAAGCAGACGAAGGUUACAUGUGGGACUGAUACAAAUACGUCAGGGGAGGAGUACUUCCAGGAUAAAUUACCCGAUGAAGUGAUGCUGAAGAUUUUUAGUUUUCUAUUAGAGUUUGAUUUGUGCCGAGCUGCUCAAGUUAGUAAAAGAUUCCGUACCAUAAGCAAUGACAGUGAAUUAUGGCGAGUUCUAUACAAAGAUGUGUUUGAGUACGACAAGCCAUUGAUGAAUCCUGAUUCGAAGACAUUUAACUUUGUCUCACCUGAAGAACAAAAGAAUCAAAACUCAUGGAAAGAAAGUUUUUGCCAGUUGUAUCAUGGAAUUCACGUUCGUCCCGGAUAUCAGAAUUUUUAUAAUCCGAAAAGGAAACGUCUGAAGGGGAGAAGUAUAACGUGUGUGGAUACAGUGGAGAAAGCUUUUUCUUAUGUUGACAGCAGUAAGCCAUUAAUAUUUGUCCAUUCUGGUGUAUACGAAGGGGAAUAUUUAGCAGUCGAUAGUAACAUAUCUGUGAUUGGUGCAGGUACGUAUCGAAUCUCUUUUUCACCUGAUAGCAGCUCAUCUGUCCCUCAUCAUAAACAUUAUGCUCUUGAAGUCCAAGACAACUGUUCACCUACUAUUGACCAUUGUCGCAUCAAGAGUACCUCGGUGGUUGGUGCUGCUGUUUGUGUGUCGGGUAUGGGGGCCGACCCCCACCUCAAGCAUUGCAUUAUCAAAGACUGCGAGAAUGUUGGCUUGUAUGUCACUGAUCAUGCACAGGGUACAUAUGAAGACAAUGAAAUCUGUGGGAAUGCUUUGGCAGGGAUCUGGGUAAAGAAUCAUGCUAAUCCUGUGAUGCGACGGAAUCACAUACAUCAUGGCAGAGAUGUCGGCAUAUUCACAUUUGACAAUGGAUUAGGAUUUUUUGAAAGUAAUGAUAUUCACAAUAACCGUAUUGCUGGCUUUGAGGUGAAGGCCGGUGCCAACCCGACUGUUAUGCGGUGUGAAAUACAUCAUGGCCAAACUGGUGGUAUCUAUGUUCAUGAAAAUGGUCGCGGCCAGUUUAUAGAGAAUCGUAUUCAUUCCAACAAUUUUGCUGGUGUGUGGAUAACGUCAAACAGUGAUCCUUCCAUCAGGAAAAAUGAAAUAUUCAAUGGCCACCAGGGUGGUGUGUAUAUAUUUGGUGAAGGAAGAGGUUUAAUAGAAUACAAUGAUAUAUAUGGUAAUGCAUUAGCGGGAAUUCAAAUUCGGACAAAUAGUAACCCAAUUGUACGACAUAACAAAAUCCAUCACGGGCAGCAUGGAGGUAUAUAUGUGCAUGAGAAGGGCCAAGGUUUGAUUGAAGAAAAUGAAGUCUAUUCCAAUACAUUAGCUGGUGUGUGGAUCACAACAGGCAGCCAACCAAUCCUCCGCAAGAACAGAAUACACAGUGGGAAGCAGGUUGGAGUUUAUUUCUACGACAAUGGCCAUGGAGUAUUAGAAGACAAUGAUAUAUUUAACCAUCUUUACUCAGGAGUUCAAAUAAGAACUGGAAGCAACCCUCUUAUCCGUCUAAACAAGAUCUGGGGAGGUCAAAAUGGUGGCAUUCUUGUCUAUAACAGCGGACUAGGAAUGAUUGCUCAUAAUGAAAUAUUUGACAAUGCCAUGGCUGGGGUAUGGAUUAAGACAGAUAGUAACCCUGUUCUACGCAAUAAUAAAAUACACGAUGGCAGAGACGGUGGUAUUUGUAUUUUUAAUGGUGGUAAAGGUAUCCUUGAAGAGAACGACAUAUUCCAGAAUGCUCAGGCUGGGGUGCUGAUCAGUACACAGAGUCAACCAUCUCUCCGUCGGAACCGAAUCUUUGAUGGUCUUGCUGCUGGUCUGGAGAUCACAAACAAUGCAACUGCUACGUUAGAGGAGAACAAAAUAUUUAACAAUAAAUUUGGUGGACUUUGUCUUGCCAGUGGUGUCAAUCCUAUUUUGAAAGAUAAUAUCAUCACUGGUAACCACAAUAUGGUUGAGAAAGCUGUUGAUUCCGGUCAAUGUCUCUACAAAAUAUCAAGUUGUACCAGUUUUCCAAUGCAUGAUUUUUACAGAUGUCGGACAUGCAAUACCACUGACCGAAACGCCAUCUGUGUAAACUGUAUCAAAAACUGUCAUGCUGGGCAUGAUGUCGAGUUUAUUCGGCACGACCGCUUUUUCUGUGAUUGUGGCGCUGGCACACUAAAUAACCAAUGCAAAUUGCAGGGGGAGCCAACACAAGACACAGACACUCUUUACGACUCUGCCGCCCCAAUGGAAUCUCAUACACUCAGAGUCAACUAGAAUGAAAUUAUUAUUACCACGAUUAUUAUUGGUGUUAUUAUUACUAUUAUUAUUAUUAUUAUCAUUAUUAUUAUUUUUAUUAUAAUUAUUACUAUUAUUAUUAUUAUUAUUAUUACAAUUAUUAUUAUUCUCAUGUCAUGUAUUUUGAAGAAAAAAAAAAGCAUCUCUUGACCGUCUAUCUGACCGUCUAUCUUGACCGUCUAUCUGACCGUCUAUCUCUUGACCGUC
Messenger RNA from Octopus bimaculoides (California two-spot octopus), 3003 nucleotides. Its product is annotated as F-box only protein 11. Gene Ontology annotation, biological process: ubiquitin-dependent protein catabolic process; regulation of apoptotic process. Lineage: Eukaryota; Metazoa; Mollusca; Cephalopoda; Octopoda; Octopodidae. Gene Ontology annotation, molecular function: protein binding; zinc ion binding. The record is from RefSeq and is a predicted model, not a curated record.